Messenger RNA from Rhizoctonia solani, 6171 nucleotides. RefSeq names its product C2 domain-containing protein. Gene Ontology annotation, biological process: deoxyribonucleotide catabolic process. Gene Ontology annotation, cellular component: cytoplasm. The record is from RefSeq and is a predicted model, not a curated record. The coding region runs from base 1 to 6171 and encodes 2056 amino acids. Lineage: Eukaryota; Fungi; Basidiomycota; Agaricomycetes; Cantharellales; Ceratobasidiaceae. Gene Ontology annotation, molecular function: lipid binding; deoxyribose-phosphate aldolase activity. The transcript has 37 exons.
AUGUCCGAACACCAGAGCCAAAGUAAUGUCAUCAAGCAACUGGCGCUGGCCUUGAACCGCAUCCGAGCGACUCCUCCGCGUAUCAUCUCCUCGCCGCCUACCCAACCCCGACGAGCAUCGGUUUCGCUUAUAAUCCAUGUCCGGCCUCCCGCUCACCUCCUGGACCGAGCCGAUCUGCUCCCGCCUACGCCCCCGACUUUGAACGAUUUUUUCAGACUCGACUGGGUCAACCAUCCCGACAGUGUUGCCGAGCUACUUUACAUCCGCCGAGAAGGCAGAGACGGCAAGGGCGCAGACAGCCAUGUUGCCUUUCCGGGAGGGCGCUCUGAGGAAGGCGACGAGGGUGCGUUGUACACCGCCAUGAGACAAACGUGGGAGGAGAUUGGGCUUGACUUGGCUGACAAUGAGUGGACAUGUGUUGGACAACUCGAUGACAGAGAGAUUACGACUAGUCUUGGAAAGCGUCUGCUUAUGAUACUUAGCCCAUUUGUAUUCUUGCACCUUUCUCCCCACCCUCCUCACAUCGAUAUUCAGGAGGACUCUCAGACUACUGUACAUGCCAUUCCUAUCGGGAUCCUACCUCCAUUCAACAAAAACCCCAAGACCACGUUCGUAGAAGUCGACAUUGCAUCUCGACUUGCUCCGCGAAACUCGUUCGCCCGCGUCUUUGUACGAUCGCUAAUUGGCAAUAUGAAGUUCGGCGCGGUGUUGCUCCCUCCUCGUACGGCGAUCGCAGAGUCUCCAUCUUCGCUGACUCAGAAGCAGGAUUUGAAACUAUGGGGGCUAACUCUCGGGAUGACUUUGGAUUUAGUCCAAAACAUGCUCGAAAAGAUGAAUGCUAGGCCUCUAGCACCUACUGCGGCGUCGGCUGUGUUCCUAGGGGAGGGAGCUGCCAGCAUGACCUCCAUCUUCCCUCGCUUCUCUAUUCCCGACGUAAACUUGUGGAUUUGGGUAUUUGGUAAACGCUACCGAGACGUUAUUCGAGCAUGGGAGGCCAGUAUGUCCCAAUCUGGAACAAAUGACAGACGAAUUAAUUGGUCUGGCUCCGCUUUGAACGCAUUCUACGGAGCAGUUAGGCGAGCACUUGUGGUUGUUAUUAUACUCCGUGCACUCGGGCUUUUGGGAGCAUUGGCUGAAAGCAAACAGCGCCCAGACAGAGAGCAGUACACUUCUCAAGCGAUGUCGAACACUGUCAAAAUUACCGUGUCCCAAGCGGACAUUGCAAAGAUGAUUGACCUCGCAUUGUUACAACCCAACAUGACGGACGAGGAGAUUCGUGCAGGACUAGAAACAGCCAAAAAGUUCAAGACGGCCACGGCAUGCAUCAAGCCAUAUUCUAUCCCAAUGGCCAAGGAGGUCCUAGGCGAUUCGGGCGUGCUGAUAUGCCCGGUGAUUGGAUUCCCGCACGGAAAUAGCGCGACAAAGGUCAAGGUGUUCGAGGCUUCCGAAGCGGUUAAAGCUGGUGGACAUGAGAUUGAUAUGGUCAUCAAUGUGAGUUGUGGGAAAGCAUUGAGUGGAGAGUGGGAGUAUGUCGAGGACGAGAUCAAACAGAUCAAUGAUGCGGUUGUUGGGGAGGAUCGAUCCUCAAAGUCAUAUUCGAAGUUAAACGACUAUCUCAAGGAUGAACACAUUAUCAAAUUGUGUGAGAUAUGCACAAAGAUUGGAGUCGCGUUUGUCAAGACCUCGACCGGCUAUGGAUUCAAGAAACAGAGCAACGGGAUGUAUUCAUACGAUGGUGCAACAAUUCCCCAUUUGGCACUUAUGCGAAAACAUUGCCCGCCAUCGGUCCAGAUCAAAGCGGCUGGUGGAGUGAAGACAUUGGAUGACUUGCUACGUGUCCGUGCGAUGGGGAUCACACGUGUGGGGGCAUCCGCUGCCCCUGCUAUUAUUGCUGAAGCGGGCAAGCGCGGGAUCGGCGAGACGCCAGUCGAAGUCGAGCCUAUCGCACAGGACAUGGCGGGUGCCUCGGCGCGAGCACAAGCAUUAGCCCAGGCAGAGAUAAACGGUAUCAACCAUGAAGACGCAUCCAAGGGCGCCGUUCCACACACAUUCGAUCCCAACAUGACUCCCGCCGAAAAGGCAGCCGCUGCAGGCAAGGGACGCGAUGAACUCAAAAGCAUCGGAGCCCAGGAAAGAAAGGAGGAGGCGAGAGAGCUCCCUGUCGAUACUGGCGAGGGUCCGAACCCAGCACCGACGAUUACCAUCGAGGAUGUUGACAAAGCAACGAAAGAAGUCCUCGAAGAAUCCAAUACUCUGAAUGGACAGCCAAUGCCAGGCAUGAUUCCUGAAGGUGCCGCUCCGCCCAUCCCAGAUUGGUACAAGGUCGGAUGGCGCGCCCAGGCCGGCAUCGACGAUCCUACCCCCUCGGAAGAAGAACGAGACAAGGGGGUUCUCGAGCAAUGGCUCAGCGAGAUGUACUACGGUGACUGGUAUCACAACGCUGGUGUCAUUUUCUUUGCUAUCGCGAUGUCUCAUUAUAUGACACUAUUUCGUAUGGGAUGGGGCUGGCUGUUUGUACUACUCGCGUUCUGUGCGACGUACUACAAGACUUCGAUCGAACGUUUCCGUCGCCGUGCGAGGGAUGACAUUCAGCGCGAACUCGUCAAGUCUCGACUCGAAACCGACCAUGAAUCAGCCAAUUGGAUGAACAACUUCAUGGAUCGCUUUUGGCUUAUCUAUGAACCCGUCCUUUCCGCUUCCAUCGUAGCCGCCGUAGAUCAGGUUCUCUCCGCAUCAACCCCCGCAUUUUUGGAUUCGCUUCGUCUAACAGAAUUCACACUCGGCACCAAGGCUCCUCGUAUCGACAAGGUAUACACUAGCCAUCGUACUGAAAAUGACGUCGUACAGAUGGUCUGGGGGUUCUCUUUCACCCCCAAUGAUCUCAUGGACAUAACCUAUCGUGAGGCACAAGCCAAGGUCAACCCCAAGGUUGUUCUCGAAGUCCGUGUAGGCAAAGGUCUGGCCACUGCCGGCAUGCCCAUCCUGGUUGAAGACAUGAGUUUCUCUGGCACCAUGCGCGUCAAGCUCAAGCUCAUGACGGCGUUUCCUCAUGUCCAAACCGUCGAACUCAGCUUUUUGGAGCCUCCCAAGUUUGAUUAUGUGCUGAAGCCUAUUGGAGGAGAUAAAUUCGGUUUCGAUAUCAGCAAUAUCCCUGGUUUGUCGAGCUUUAUCCGCGACACGGUCCACUGGGUCUUGCAGCCAAUGAUGUACGAUCCUAAUGUAUUCACCCUUAACUUGGAACAACUCUUAUCGGGUGCACCAUUGGAUGCUGCCAUCGGUGUUUUGCAGGUUACCAUCUUCGAUGCUCGUGGUCUCAAAGGUGCUAAAAUCGGAGGCGGCACACCUGACCCAUAUGUCAGCCUCACGAUCAAUAACCGCUCUGAAAUGGCCAGGACCAGGUACAAGCAGAGCACAUACAACCCACACUGGGGUGAAGUCAAAUUUUUGGUUAUCAACUCGCUCACGGAAACACUCAAUUUCUCGAUUUUGGACCACAACGAUCAUCGCAAGGACACUGAUCUUGGAAGUGCUUCGUUUGAGCUGUCGGCUUUGACCGAGGAUGGAACUCAGGAAGGUUUAGUCAGGAAGGUAUUGAAAGACGGCAAAGAGCGAGGCGAAAUCAAGUUUGAUAUAGCUUUCUUCCCGGUUUUGAAGCCCCAGACCCUGGAUGGCGGCAAGGUUCAACCUUUGCCCGAAACGAAGGUCGGAAUUGUGCGUUUGGUUAUUCACCAGGCCAAGGAAUUAGAUUCAAGCAGGUCAAUGUCGGGAGAUCUCAAUCCGUUUGCCAAACUCUUGAUCCGCCAUCGCGAAAUCCACAAGACCAGCGUCAUGAAGCACACACUCGGGCCUGUAUGGGAAUCACCAAAGGAGUUCUUGGUCACUGAUAAAUCGUCCACGGUAGUAACUAUCAAGGUUAUCGAUGAUCGCGACUUUUUGAAAGAUCCUAUGGUCGGAUAUAUGAACAUUCGCCUAAAGACCUGUUGGCAGCCCGUGAAAAGCAACAAGAUUGGUUCCCACUCAGGGUGUAAAUCCGGUAAAAUCCGCAUCUCUGCCGAUUGGAAACCCCUCAAUAUGGCUGGCAGUAUGCAAGGCGCAGGCUCUUACUCUCCCCCCAUCGGUAUCGUGCGCCUCUGGAUCAAACGCGCCAAGGAUGUCAAGAACGUUGAAGCUACACUUGGCGGAAAGAGUGACCCGUACGUGCGCGUCAUGCUCAACGCGGUUACAAUGGCCCGAACCGAGGUGAAGAACAACAAUCUGAACCCCGAGUGGGAUCAGAUCGUAUACGUGCCCGUUCACAGCUUGCGCGAAACUUUGUAUCUCGAGUGUAUGGACUACCAGCACCUUACCAAGGACCGCUCGCUUGGAUUCGUAGAACUUCCUGUUGCCGGGCUUGCUCAACAAACCGAUGACGAACGUCUUCCUUAUGCCGGAACCGGAAAGCGCGACGUCGCCGAUCCUAUCCGGUUGGACAAGGGCCAGUUCAAGGGCGAAUUGCAUUACACUGCCGAGUUUAUUCCUGCUCUUGCGCUCCAGGGUAUUAGCUUCGAGGGAGUAGACGACAUUCAGCGUGCGAUCGAUCGCGCCAAGGGUGCACAUGAGGACGAAGAAGGCUUUGCUAGCGGCGAUGAGAGCUCCAUGUCCAGUUCAGAUGAAGAAAUUCAGCGCGUUCCUCACCACAUUACCGUCAAUUCUAAAGGUCACCGCGUCAGUAGUCACAAGCGUGUCAAGAGCGCCGAUACCGUUCGCACUGGCCAGACGGCUGCUACAGAUACCGAAGAGAGCGAGCUUGAGGAUGAGACUCCUGCGGAAGAGCACAAGGGAGAAUCCGGUAUUUUGGUCUUCAAUAUUAUGGAAGGGCACAUUGCCAAGAAGGCACGGCUAGAAGUAUUGCUCGACGAUGGAUAUUGGCCCGUGUUUGGUAGCGAAAAGGCUCGUAGUGUCCAGGCUCACUGGGAUCAAGUUGGCGAAGGGUUCAUCAAGGAACUCGACUUUGGUCGCGUCUGGCUCCGCCUCAACGAAAACGAUGAGGGCGAGAAGGAGGAUAUUAUUGCAGAACUCAAGAUUAGUGCCAAGCAAUUCCUUGAGGAAGCAUUGGCAAGUCUACUGGCUGGGCCAGCGACGUUCAAGCUCACUGAUCAAGAUGGCAAAAAUACGAGUACCGUUAAAAUCCAGGCCAAGUACGUCCCUGUUGAGAUCAAACUUGACCCAAGAGAGAGCAUAAACAACAUGGGUGUCCUGACCGUCGAGUUGGUCGACGGAAGGGAGAUUCCCGCGGCUGAUCGCAGUGGCAAGUCCGAUCCAUUUGUUGUGUUCAGUCUCAAUGGGUCCAAAGUAUUCAAGAGUCAGACCAAAAAGAAGACCCUUGCUCCAGAAUGGAACGAAAAAUUCGAUGUCUCGAUACCCUCCCGAGUUGGCGCUGACUUCUCCCUCGAAGUGUUCGACUGGAACCAAGUUGAAGCGGCCAAAUCUCUUGGUGGGAGUACCAUCCGUCAUAUCCCGUUGAGCUCCGCAAAGCAUGGGGACAAGGGCUUUAUCCAAAUCCAAAUGUUGUUCCGUCCCGAAAUCAUUGCCAAGGCACGCACCAAGACAUCAACAUUCUCAACAGCUGGACGUGCUAUGACCCAGGUUGGAGGCGUACCACUUGGAGCUGGUCGGGCCGUAGGACGCAAAAUCGGUGGUUUGUUCGGACGUGACAAGGAUAGCUCUGAAGAAUUACCUGAAGUACCACCUCUUCCUCAAGUAGUCGAAGACGUCCCAGCUGCAAACGGUAACGGGGCCACAAACGGAAGUGUGGGUUCAGCUACAGGAAUGGCAAUCAAACCCUGCUCGCCAACCCCUGGACCUGGUACACUCAAGGUUACUCUGCACCGGGCCAAAGAUCUUGUUGGUAUCGAGGAGGGAGACGUUGCUAAGCCGUUUGUGAUUCUGAAGAUUGGCGAGAAGGACCAUAAGUCCAAGCACGUGAAAAGCAAUACCCCGGAGUGGAACGAGACAUUUAUUUUCCCCAACACCUCAACGGAUAUCAGGACGUUAAAUGUUACGAUUCUGGAUAGGAAAACAUUUGGCAAGGACCCGAUACUUGCCGAUGGCACCGUCGAUAUCUGGCGAUAUAUCCAACCUUUGUUCACUCCACCUAUCCUCAGCGCGGAGUCACCGCCCGCUCAACGAUAA